Umbelopsis ramanniana AG is the source of this 3385-nucleotide messenger RNA. RefSeq lists its product as uncharacterized. Gene Ontology annotation, molecular function: protein-macromolecule adaptor activity; protein binding. Gene Ontology annotation, cellular component: endosome; HOPS complex. Lineage: Eukaryota; Fungi; Mucoromycota; Umbelopsidomycetes; Umbelopsidales; Umbelopsidaceae. The record is from RefSeq and is a predicted model, not a curated record. The transcript has 17 exons. The coding region runs from base 88 to 3258 and encodes 1056 amino acids. Gene Ontology annotation, biological process: organelle fusion; intracellular protein transport; vacuole organization.
UUGGGCUCGAUUUCUUGUGCCUUUAAGGGAUUUGUCGAGCUAUAAUCAUUCGUAACUCCGCUCUCUCUCCAGCUUCCAACAUCCCUCAUGUCCCUCAUUGACGAUUUCCUGGAGUCGACUGAGCCUGGGGGUUCUUCAACGUUGGCUCAUUACGGUGACCAAAAUGGAUUAGGAGGAGGCUCCUUUGCUAAUGAUUACUCAAACGAUAACAUGGUUCGCAUGGAGACCGGCUUCGUUUCAACCGGACUGAAUGACACAGAUAACAGGAUUUUCGUUUUGGAUCGAGUGCCAUUGCCAGUAUCAGCGACAUUAGUAGCCGUUGCAGUAUCGAAUAACACCUUGGUCGUAGUGUUUGACACACCGCAAAUCCUUCGGAUAGACUUGUUGCAAGGAGACCAGAUUGAAUAUAUCGAAAUCCCGCGAAUAAGCAAAGAUGGUGCAAUCACUGCCGCAUUUUUUGAUCCAACCGGUCGCCAUCUUAUCAUAACAACCGAUAUUGGCGAGAAUUACUACUUGUAUGAGAAGUGGCAAAAGUGCAAAUUGUUGAAAACCCUCAAGGGUCAUGUCAUCACCUCUGUAGCAUGGAACAAACAAGCAACCCUUGCCGAUCCAUCAACGAGAGAGAUUUUGAUCGGUACAAAGAAUGGUCAAAUAUAUGAAGCUUGCCUCGAACCAAGCGACGACUUUUUCCGCCGUGAAGAGAAACCUCUCAAAUUUUUGUACGCUAUCAACGAACCUGUUUCGCCUAUCAACGGUUUAUAUUUCGAACAGUUCCCUGGAAACUCUAGAAAGUACUUUAUCAUGGCCGCCACACCAACCCGUAUUUAUGAAUUCAUUGGCGUAGUGGGUCCUGCAAGCCAAAAAGCUUCCGCAGAUGGUGAUGAGAAACGAAAGAAGGGAAAUUUUGAGGGGAUCUUCUCGCAUUACGAAAACAAUCCAGUCUUUCUAGAACUUCCGGGCGAUCUAUCGUAUAGCGAGCUCCACUUCUUUAGCCAAUUCAAAGAUUUGCAGCAGCGUGGCGUAGCACAGAGUUUUGCUUGGCUGACCGUUCCUGGUAUCUACCACGGUAACUUGGUGUUCGGCUCACAGAAUCCUGGCGAACAUGUUAUAGACAACGCACAACUUCUGCAAUACCCUACAAAUACUUUAGAGAGCGGCGAAACACAAGUUGAUUCUGUUCCGUUAUCCAUCGCAAUGACAGAAUUUCACUUUAUUCUCUUGUACAAAGAUCGCAUACGUGCUAUCUGUCACCUCAAUGACGAAAUUGUAUAUGAAGAGAUGAUCAACUUGGCUGCAAAUGAGCAUGUUGUGGGGCUGACAAUGGACGAAACUAACGGUUCCCCAUGGGUUUACACAAAUCUAUCAUUAUAUGAACUAAUCAUACGUGAGGAAAGUCGAGACGUUUGGAAAAUAUACCUUGAAAAGAAGCAAUACGAUACAGCCCUUCAUUAUUGCCGAGACGAUUCCCAGAGAGACAAAGUCUACACCACACAAGCCAACGACUACUUCUCCCAACAGCGAUAUCAACUCAGUGCAAAGUACUUUGCAGAGAGCGCUGUGCCUUUUGAAGAGGUUGCUCUUCAGUUUGUUGAGCGAGAUGAACGCGAUGCCCUGCGAAGUUAUGUUGCCAACAAAUUGGAUCGGUUGAGAAAAGGCGAUCUGACACAAAAGACCAUGCUGGCGACUUGGCUGGUGGAGCUUUAUCUCUCCAAGAUUAACCAGCUCGAAGAUCUCGCUUCCUCCGCUACCCAUACCACCGAUCUCAUCGCGUCGCAAGCCAACGUUAUGCCUGACUACAAGCAGCAACAGGAAGAUAUUGAGGAUGAAUUUAGAACCUUCCUCGAGACGUACAAGGGCCAUUUGCACAAGCCUACUACUUACAAACUAAUUUCUAGUCAUGGCAGGAGCAGCGCCAUGUUAUACUAUGCCGACUUAAUUGGUGAUUAUGACCGUGUCAUAUCUCACUGGAUUAUUGAAGAGAAUUGGCCAAAGGCGUUAGAAGUGCUUGGAAAACAGGCCAACUCUGACGUAUUUUACAAGUACUCUCCGGCUCUCAUGGAAAAUUCACCAUAUGAAAUGGUCACUCUGUGGAUGCAAUCGAAUCUCAACCCUCGCCAGCUUAUACCAUCCUUGCUUAGAUAUGACCACUCUAAGGUGACUGACAAAGGCCAACAAAAUCAAGCCAUUCGUUAUCUGUCUUAUGUUGUCACAACCCUUGGAAACACAGAUCCUGCCAUUCACAACUACCUUUUGACAUUGUACGCUACACAACAGACCCAAGAUGAAACAGCGUUGUUGGCGUUCUUGAAGAAUGAAGGACGAGAAAUGCACUACAACCUUGACUACGCAUUGCGUCUUUGCAGCCAGAACAACAGGAUGCAAAGUUGUGUACAUAUCUAUAGUCAAAUGGGUCUCUACGAAGAAGCUGUCAAUCUGUCACUCAAGUAUCAUGACUUGGAACUUGCUAGAAUCAACGCAGACAAGCCAGAGGAAGAUGAUGUUUUGAGGAAGAGACUGUGGCUGAACAUUGCCAAACACAUUGUUCAAGAAAAGAAGGAUAUAAAAACUGCCAUGGAAUUCCUCAAGCAAAGUGAUCUUUUGAAGAUUGAAGACAUUUUGCCCUUCUUCCCUGAUUUUGUUCUAAUUGAUGACUUUAAGGAUGAAAUUUGUUCAGCUUUGGAAGAAUAUAAUAUCCACAUUGAAAGACUCAAAGAAGAUAUGGACGAAGCGACGAGGAGUGCAGAGAAUAUCCGUCUUGACAUUCGCCAAUUGCGUAGCAGAUUUGCCAUCAUUGGAUCUCUCGAAAAAUGCAACAUCUGUGACCUUCCCCUUCUGACAAGACAGUUCUAUGUCUUCCCAUGCCAACACUCUUUCCACGCCGAUUGUUUGGUUGAUAGAAUCACCAAAUACCUCAACACACGUCAAAUUCGUCGUCUUCUCGACUUGCAAGAGCAGCUUUCUAAAGAGCUUAAUUCAAAACACAAUCUGCAAAAAUCCUCUGGGUUCAACUCGGCGGCAAACAAGUUCAUCACUGCAGCUGCAGGGAAUUUGAAAGGUGUGAUUUUCCCUGGCGACGCAGCGUUGCACGGCAACGAUGAUGCGUCGGUCAUGAUAGCCCGUUCUGAACAGCUGAAAGAGGAACUGGACGACAUUGUCGCCAGUGAAUGUGUGUUGUGUGGCGACAUCAUGAUCAAGUCCAUCGACCAACCAUUUGUAGGCGAAGACGAAGUCGAUGCCGUCAUGUCUUGGAGUGUAUAACGCUAUCUUGAUCUAGUAGUAGAACGUGUACUGUAAAAAGAACGAAAGAAGAAAGUUUUUUAAUUCAAGAGAGAGACGAAAACUACAUUAAUUAAAAUUCCACUAUGAUACAGCUUUUGUGUGCAAU